Messenger RNA from Aphis gossypii (cotton aphid), 1237 nucleotides. It is a transcript of the gene Sf3a2, whose product is annotated as splicing factor 3A subunit 2. Bases 208 to 1041 code for a protein of 277 amino acids. Gene Ontology annotation, molecular function: nucleic acid binding; zinc ion binding. Lineage: Eukaryota; Metazoa; Arthropoda; Insecta; Hemiptera; Aphididae. The transcript has 5 exons. The record is from RefSeq and is a predicted model, not a curated record. Gene Ontology annotation, biological process: spliceosomal complex assembly. Gene Ontology annotation, cellular component: U2-type prespliceosome; U2 snRNP; nucleus.
UAUCAUCUUGUGUUAUUAUCAUCCGCGAAUGCAGUAAUGCUUUUAAGCGUCAUAAAUGUUGGUAUAUUACUCAUAAUUCUAAAGUUAAGGAUGCUGGACCUUAACUAUUGAGUAUUGGUGUAUUCAUCAAUUUAUUAAAUACUGACUUUCAGAACAACACUAUCGGUUUUGUGAAUUUUCUUGGAAUUUUGUAAUUAAAUUACUAAAAUGGAUUAUCAAAACCGUCCUGGUGGUAAGACUGGUGGUGGUGGUGUUGCAUCAUGGACAGAGACUAAUAAAGAUAGACGUGAACGUCUUAGACAAUUGGCUUUGGAAACUAUUGAUCUUCAAAAAGAUCCUUAUUUUAUGAAAAAUCAUUUAGGGUCCUACGAAUGUAAACUUUGUCUUACUCUACAUAAUAAUGAGGGAAGUUAUUUAGCCCAUACACAAGGUAAAAAACAUCAAGCGAAUUUAGCACGUCGAGCAGCUAAAGAAGCUAAAGAUGCUCCACAACAACCUGCUCCUGAAAAACCACGAGUAGAAACUAAAAAGUUUGUUAAAAUUGGACGACCUGGAUAUAGGGUUACGAAGCAAAAAGAUCCAGAAACAGGCCAACAAAGUUUACUUUUUCAAAUUGAUUACCCUGAAAUUACUGAUAAUGUACGUCCACGCCAUCGAUUCAUGUCGGCAUAUGAACAAAGAAUUGAGCCACCUGACAGGAAAUGGCAGUAUUUGUUGUUUGCUGCAGAACCUUAUGAAACAAUUUCCUUUAAAGUACCAAGUCGUGAAGUGGAUAAAUCUGAAAUGAAAUUUUGGGCUCAUUGGAAUACUCAAGCAAAACAAUUUUAUUUACAAUUUGCAUAUAAAGUUGAACAAAUGAAACCACCACCUCCAAUGAAACCUCCUCCACCAUCUCUUCCACCUCCACCACAACACAACAUGAUGCAUCAACCUGGUUCAAAUAUGAUGUCUCAUAUGUUCCCUCCUCCGCCUAUGUAUAAUCCUGGACCACCUCAAAUGAUGAGUAAUAUGAUACCUCCACCUCCUCAAUUGAUGGGUUAAUAACUUUAUAAAAAUAACAAUGUAAUAAUUUUAAAUAUGUUUUAUUACAAUCUAAAAUACUCCGUAAAUGUUUUUCUUUGGUAAGAAUAAAACUGUAAGAACUUCAAUAAAUUUAAAGAAAUUAAAAUGGUAAAUUUCAUUUUGUUUAUUACAUUUCAUUAAAUGUGUUCAAUAAAAUGUUUUAACAUAUAAUUAA